This is a messenger RNA of Mytilus californianus (California mussel), 3487 nucleotides long. RefSeq lists its product as uncharacterized. Gene Ontology annotation, biological process: apoptotic process involved in development; engulfment of apoptotic cell; phosphatidylserine exposure on apoptotic cell surface. Bases 1331 to 3466 code for a protein of 711 amino acids. Lineage: Eukaryota; Metazoa; Mollusca; Bivalvia; Mytilida; Mytilidae. Gene Ontology annotation, cellular component: plasma membrane. The record is from RefSeq and is a predicted model, not a curated record. The transcript has 3 exons.
AUAUUAAAGAUUUUUUUGUUGUCAUUUUAAAUUAAGAAUGCUAUCAAAUUAUGAAUGGAUGUUAUAAUGAAUAACAUAUCCGUAUAAUGACUGAUGUGGUUCUAUUGUUGUACAGAAAACAUUCCCUUUAAUAGCGUCAAUUGUCGUCACAGCAAUGUACGUGGUGAUAAUUGUAGAUAUCUACAUGUAGCCACACAAACUGCAUGUAUCUGAAUAAUCUCUUGUGAGGUAAAAUGCCACUCGAUAAUUCUAUUUACAAACAAAUAAUUUGUUCACAACGGGAAGCCAUAUUAAAGCUAAGAUCGUAGUGAUAACGACCUAUUAUAUUUACUGAGGUCGGGUAGACAAUAUCAUUAAGUAAACGGAUGAAAGGGUCGAUCAUUUAAUAUACAAUAUAUGUAGCCGAAGAUGUAUUGAGCUUUUGUAAAGUUUUAUAUACAAUAUAAUGUAGCCGGGAAUGUAUUGAGGUUUUGUGAAGUUUCAUUGCACACCUUGAUGCACUUUAAAAAUAAUAGAUUAUUUUACCUGAGCAUUAUUUGAAAAGACCAAGAGAAAAUUGUAAGAUCAUCUCAGAGCAUCAUUUCAAUGCAGUUCUGAAUCGAAAAACUGUGUUGGCGGACGAUACAGUUGUUGCUAGGUUGUUCCAAUCCCUGAUGGUCAUUGGAAAGAAAGAUUGGCCGUAGGAAUCUGUACAGGUAUAUCAGAUAACCGCCAUGAUUGUGUUUUCGUUACGGUGAUGUUUGAUGACGAAAGUUAACGGACAUUUCAUCUUCGGCAGGGCAUCAUACUACAGGUUACACAUCUAGUGAAUAAAAAGACUUGUCGAGCAUAAAAUGUAAAGAAUUUUAUGGGUAAAAAAACUAUUGUCAACUAUACGUGAGUGGUGGAUUGAUUUACGCUUGCAUGUUCGUCCGAGGGUAAUGUGAAUUUAGUAAAUUUGUGUCGAAGAAAAAUUACAUGGCUAAACUGUGUCGUUAUUAAGACAAUUGCAUAAUUAGAUGGACACGAGUGUGGCGACUUGAUACCGAAAAUAAACUUACUCGAUACCUGAGUGAUUAAUAUGAACAAUUCUACUUCAUUUAUGUCAAUUCUAAACUUGUUACCUGUAACUAUUCUCCGUUACUCGAACUUUUAACGGUUUUGUACAUUACUAAAUGAGAUAUUAUAAUACGGAUAAUGGCAACCUAUCUACUGAUUGCCACUACAUUGUCCUUCGACAGGAGUGCAUAGUGAUUGACACUACACUGUCCGUAACAGAAGUGCAUAGUGAUUGACACUACUGACAAUGCUACGAAAAACUGAGUGACACACGGCUUUCACACAACUAGCAAUGCUAGGCAUAGUGUUGUCAAUAACUAGCAUGGUAUUAUACCUGGCAGAAACAGGUUUAAAUAUACACCUGUGUAUAACCCGAAUUACCUCCGAUUUCACGUCAUCUGUAAUCAUUUUAUCUCUGACCGCCGGACCAUUAGUUCUUGUGAACGUCAUCUCUACAAUACUGGUGCUAAGAACCAUGGACUUCAGUGGGAGAGGAUGUGCCCGUACAAUCUGCAUCCUACUCCAUUUUUUACAAGUAGGACUUAUUUGGCGAUGUUUAAAAUUGCUUUUAUUGUUUGAUGAACAUGACUGGAGGGAGUUUAUAAUACUCAGAUUGAUUCAUACAGCUAUGCAAAGCUUCCCAAUCUUAAUCCUGAAAGGCAGCCAUUUCUUCAGUGGUCACGAUACGACUUCAGAAGUAAUAACUGUAGUAAUUGUAGGAGUAAUCGCUAAUGCUGUUGUGUUUUCAAUGUACAAUACACAAAAGUUUCUCUUUGAAAACGACGACUUUUCGCAAUUAGGUGUUCGGAUAAGAAAACCGUUUGGUAUCCUAAUGCUAACAUUCGGUACCAUCUUUCUCAUGGCCUCACGAUGUGGAUCUAUUAUGUUAUUUCAAGCUGUUAUACCACUUUGGCUUCCUCUGCCAAUAGGAUUUCAUUUUCUAGUAUAUUUAUUUUCCACAACUAUUUUUCCUUUUUGCAAUAACAAAGGCAGCAUUUUACAAGUUUUUAAAAAUAUAUGUUUAUCUUAUUUUAACAUUUUUGACAUUUUCAACAAGGAGAAGCAAAAGAUAAUUUGCGUGAAUGUUCUUCUGUACAGUGGACUACUUGUAGAAAAUGUCAUCAUGACAGGAUUCUGGAUGAUGAACAACAAUUGGGAUUAUAAAUACCAACUAGGAACAACUGUCUCAAUUAUACUCACGUUUGUAUGUGGAAUGUUUCUUAAAUGUUGCAGUUGUAGUUAUCUGCAGAAUGAAACAUUCAAACCAUUUUCUGACGCUACUUACCAACUUGCAUUAGAAAUAGCAAUGAAAAAUACAUCUCAUGAUUUCUCUGUAAAACACGGGAUUGAGAUACAAAAUCAUGAACAAUAUGGGGAAAAUCAUUGUUCAAUUAUUAGCUUACAAAAUGGAUAUAUUCAUAAAGUUCCACAUUCUAUUAACGGAAACAGUAAGAAUGGGACAUCCGAAAAAUUAAAGGGAGAAAUAUCAAGUGAAAAGGACGAGUCCACACCAUCAAGGAAAAAGCGAAGAAAACAUAGUAGCAAUGUAGAUUUAGCAUCUAGUAAUAGUCGAAAUACAAACACUUUAAAUGUAAGUGACCCAAGUAAUGUUUUCUGCCAUAUAAACAACUCAAAUUUGCAAAAUGCUCAAACAAUGCCAUGCCUUACAGUCAAAAGACGACCAGAACUGUCUGUGCGAACAUCUGAUCGAAAACCAAAUAAUUCGGAGACAAAGCGAUCGUUCUGUAAAAGUCCACCAAAAAGUAGAAAAUCUCCCCUUCCAUUAUUUCCAAACGAGUGCUCUGAUUUCGUUUCAAAUAAAACAUUUGAAUCAAAGCACGUGCUUAGUAAUUCUGUUGAAGAAUACAACGUCGGUGGCAGUGACACGUCAUAUUCUGUCAGUUAUAGUUAUUACGCGGACUCCAGUGACUGGUCAUCCAUGUCAUGUGAUUCUAGUAGUGCGAUGACGUGGCCCCCGUCAAAUCCUAUAUCAUUUAUAAAUCUUCACUGCUUGCCGAAAGAUAAGAUAUCGCCCACCGAUAGUGUUCAGCAUUGGUUGACCCAGUUAGACGAAUGGGAACAAUCCAUUGAAAACGAUUCAUUUGAUAUAUCAUCCAAAGACAGAAAUUCAUCUCCAGUCCCGUCAUCAGAAUACACAGACAAAAGUCAAAGUUCAAGAUACAAAAACGUCCUGAUAGGAACACAAGCAAAUAGACACACUCCUGCACUAACAAACAGAGAAUCAGACAUUUUACUGAGACCAAAGGACGCAUUAUUACAAUUCAGAGAAUCAAAACCUUUAAGUUACCUCCCUUAUGAUCCGUCGGAUUAUAAAAAAACUCAGCAGUUAGCUAACGAGAAUACAAUUGUUAUAUGGCAUGAGAGAGAUACGACACCGACAAAUACAGUUCAGGAAUCUAUGGUAUAGAAUAAAAAAAGUCAAUUAUUA